This is a messenger RNA of Aquila chrysaetos chrysaetos, 6307 nucleotides long. RefSeq names its product growth differentiation factor 5 (gene GDF5). The record is from RefSeq and is a predicted model, not a curated record. Gene Ontology annotation, biological process: BMP signaling pathway; SMAD protein signal transduction. The transcript is spliced from 3 exons. Gene Ontology annotation, cellular component: extracellular region. Gene Ontology annotation, molecular function: cytokine activity; growth factor activity. The coding region runs from base 4019 to 5521 and encodes 500 amino acids. NCBI's taxonomy places the organism in Eukaryota, Metazoa, Chordata, Aves, Accipitriformes, Accipitridae.
CGCAAAGAGACCUGCACACCCUCGUCUCACCCAGUGAGCAGGACAAGCGCCAACAUUGAUUCCUGCGAGAAGGACAAAAGUACUUGAACUGCAGGGAUAUGUUGUUAAGCCAAGAGCUCUUGGAGGUUUUCCAGCAAAAGCCAGUCCCGUAAAUAGCAGCAAAGGUAGCCACAACUGCCUCAGCCCUCACAGUGGUUGGAGUGGAAGACAUUUUCACUUGCACAUAGCAUGGCAGUGUGCAAAUGGUGCAAAGUGGUGAAGCAGUAACCAGAUCAUUACUAAGUGUGACUUUCUACAGUUGAGUUUGUAUCUUACUUUUCUCUCUUGACUAUUAAGGCUGUCUAGAUAAUCAUCUCCAAUACAGUGGAAGCCUCAAUAUAAUUGAGAUGGAUUCAGCUCCAUGUAUUUUAACAUAGCUGAAGCAUCUUAGAAAUCUACGCAAAACCAAAAAUACUCAGAACUGGGGGUAGUGUCUUGUAAAGCAGUGAUUGCAAAAAAGGGUUUAGGGAAUGAGCUCUGAACACCUGCUUUAUACAAAGCAGCUGAAGGAGCUCUAGCUUAUUGAUCAGAAGAUGAAGAGAAAGGUUAAUUUAAAGCUAUAAAUUCCUGUCAAAUGAGACAAAGAUAGAAAAGAAAUCAAAUUUCUGAAACUGCAGCUAGACAAUGCCAAUCUAUAAGUAUGAUGCCCUUCUGUAUACAGCACUGCUGCUGGGUGAGUGGAUCAUUUUACACUGUCUUAACUUUUCAUAUCUUCCUGAACUAAAAUGCUGCUUGGUAGGAGCUCAGAGCCUCUGCUUGGGUCUAAGCACCAUGUCAGACUGGGUCUCCAAAGGUACUAACUGUCAGCGUCACAGCAAGCAGCUGGAUGGCUCCAACCAUGCGCUCUCUGCUGUGCCUGCAGUGUGGGACGUGGUGGAGGCAGCUCUGAGCGCUCUAAGGCUCCUGUGUCCUUGGAUCUAUGGUGAAAACAAGAGUUCUCCUGCCUUGCUAGCAAAGUGCUGUGGCCUCAGCUAGGCUGUCAUCGUGGGGCUUGAUUCCCAGUGGCCCGGCUUCAUUCUUGCCUGUAGUGUUUCACGUGAACUUCUUGCAUAAGGUCUCCUGAGAUUCUUUCUUAUUGUGGAUCUUCACUCCUUUGAGACUACUCAGAUCCCAAGACAUCAGGCUUUCCACUGAUUCCAAGUGACAUCCAAAAAUGCUGUUUCCUUCUUCAUGCUGUGCCUGGCUUUCUGGACCUACCACAUAUGCAUCAUUGCAGCAGACAGGUACUUUUUAGUACUAGUGUUCUUGAAACAGGACAUGUAGUGGAUUAUACCCCUAUGCUUUUCUCUAAGCUUUUCCCAUCCAUAGCUCACUACUGUUCAGAGGUGUAGCCAAGUCUCUAGAUAACCAAUGACACAGUUCUUUCUUUGGACUUCCAAUUUUUUAUUUAUUAUCAUGACAUUGUAGCACAGCCUUUCAAAAUUAUGCCAUGUUUUCCCAUGUUAGUAGGAAAUUUAUUAUCUUUGUUUUGCUCUGGCUCAAGAUGAGCAAUUUUUAAUUACAGCAUCUCUGAGUUUUCUGUAAUUCUUUCCUUUCAAAAAGCACAGAGCUGUUAAGUUCCUUCCUAAAAUUAUCUUUUCAUACUUUUAAAAAUCAGUCCCCAAAAAGCUAUGGUGCAGAGGUCUAAAUUCUUAUGGAAGUAGCAUGUUAAUUAGUUUCAAUAAGUAAAAGAAAUGUGACAGCAAAUGGCUUAAUAUACGGAGUUUACUCAACUCAAUCCUGUAAGUAAUUUUUGGAAAUUAGUUCACCUGGGAAAGGACAAUUAAAUUCCUGGUAGAUCACUAGAAUAAAGAUUUCCAUUUGCAGCUCAAACUGCAAGUUUGCAGCAGUGAACAGAUUCCGACUCGUGGCAUCAUGUAUCCAACGGAGCCUCCUUGGAGCCAUGUUGGGGCGACCAACUAUAUACAGUAUAUUUUAGAGUGCACCCAGGGAUUUCUGGGUUCUGAGGGCAAGCCCAGCAUUUUCUGCUUGGCUCAGCCCCUGCCUUUAUUCUGCAGCAUCCUCUGACAGAUCAAGCAGGUGAUCUGAGCUUUCCCUGAGAAGGACCCUGCUGCCGCCUGCUGCAACACUGGGUAGGACGUCAGUUGGCUGGAGUUCAGUGGCAGUGCUGCAUCCAAAUGACAAACAUCUACAGGUGGCACAAAGUGUGUGCUUUGGGAGCACAUCAGGUGUUAGUGUGUGCCUGUGCCCAAGCAUUAAGGAAGAGUACAGACAGAAGCCCGUAUCCUGGAAGGUGCCCAUGCACUGUGGCUCCAGGGUCUACCUCAUUGUCAUGUGGAACAUGCAAAUACAUUGAGUUGGGUAGGGCCUUUUAUCCUCAGGGAUUAGAAACUUUUUCAACACUGAAACAUUCCUUUGGCUCCCCAGAGUGAUCCCUUUCUCUAGCCCACUCUGGAUGAGUCCAGAGUGACUCAGUGAAAUUGUCUUAGAAGGUGGCAGAGCUCAUGUAGACAACCUUAUGAUCUGGAGAACAGGAGGCAAUGCACUUCCAAGGAGCAGGGACCUGGGUAGUCCUCCUUCUUCAAAUCCGUACACACACUGUGUGAGGAGCUGCCUUCACAGAAGGACAAGUGGGCUGUAUGAACCAAGCUACUUGAGUGGUACAUGUAAACUUGGCCAGUGGCGACAAGUAAUAGGCCUUGAACAUCUCUUCCACUGUGUCCUAUAUCUGAUGUAAAGCCUGCACUGGAGUGAGGGUUUCCAUCUACAUAUUGAAGAUACCAGUUGAGUUUGAGCUUAGCCAGCUGGAAUAACACCACAUUAGUAUAGGGCCAUAAUAGGACACCCUAGUCUGUGGGUCUUAUUCAAGGCCAACAUUCCACUCUGGGGACCAUGGGGCUCAGUGGACUCUGUACAGUGACUGUUGCUGCCAUGGUUCCAAGCACCUAGAUGGAGAGCGCCUCAAGAGAGCCUCUUUUAAGAAAGAGAAUAGUUUACACAGCUUGCUUUGCUUGCUUUUGCUCUUUUUUUUCUGUCUAGGCCUGUCCAGCCCACUAAGUUGUAUUAAUCUCAGACAUAUAAAUAUUGUUUGAACAUAGAAUUGAUUGUGCUUUUAAUCUGAUUUACUUAGAGACAGGCCCAUGUAAUCGCAUUGUCUUACCUCCUGCUCUUUCGUGUCCAUCUCUUAAAUCGUUUGCAAAUCUCAGCCAAGUUUGAUAAAGCAAUAGAGCUCUUAAAGAUAUUAAAUUCUUACAAGUGUUGUGAAAACUGGAAGCUGGAUAGAUUAAAAGUGGGAGCUCAACAUUUAGCUGUUUUUGUGGCUUACUGGCAAGUUAAUCAAUACCCCUGUAGCGCAGAACCAGACAUGGCACACCACCUCUUGCCCAGCAGGAAAAUGGGUAAUAUGGGAAGGAUGAAAGGAUGGCAUGAUUGGGACGGCCAUGGGGAUAGCAUGGAGUGACUGCUGAGAACUGGUUUCAUCAGAAUUAACUCAGCAAAAAGCUGCUUUAUUUUGAUAGGGAAUAUCAAAACUAAAACUGACAUCAGAGGAAGGGCCAUUAGGUCAAAAUCAGGAGGGUGGGUUUUUGGGUUUACCUUAUUUGUGACAUCUGUGAAAUCACUGACUCUUCUAUCCUUCAGUUCUUCCAUCAAAACAACAUAAAGCAUUCAGAGCUCCUCAUGUAGAAAGGGCUGCAGAUUGUUAUUUAUUAAUGUAGUUUGGUGUUUCUAAUGCUAGUCAGGGUGGGAAAUGCUACAGCACGUGCAAAUCAAGCUAAAAAGUGUUGUAUCUUCCAUUGCCUUAGGAAAAAAAAACAACUGAGGGAGGAGGACUGGGCUUAGCAUCAGUGCAAGAUGAGAGAAGGGUCCCAUUAAUCCCUGUUCAAUCUAGCCCAGUGCCUCAUUUCCCAAAGGCUCAUUUAGAACAACAACAGUUCAAUUUUUUGCAGCUUAUGAAAGACAUGCUUGCUCCACACUCUCUUUUGUAUGACUGAAAGCAGCAGGAUAGCCUUGACACUGGCAUUCAGAGGAAGACCAGAGGAUGAAAAUCCCGCAUUUUCUCACUUUACUGCUUUGGCAUUUGACUUGGCUGUCUCUGGAUCUAGUUCCUGGAGCGCUGAGUAAUUCUGAGGCAGGCCAGAGUAAUCCAGGAUCUAAACUAGGUUUUUUAAAAGCAGAAGGAAAAGAGAGGAAUCCCUCAGCACGGGCAGGUACACUGAGGACUGCAAGCCAUGGAUAUAGUGCUGGGACCUCAAAGGCUAGGACUAAAAGCAGUGCUGUUCAGGCUGGAGCUCUGCUGGCCAAGAACGAUGAAUCAAAGAAGUUUCUCUCAAGAACAGCAGCCAUGGAGGGCAAGGUAGGACGUCUCCCCAGCAGACCUUCUGGAGUAAGGACAGUGACUCCAAAGGUUCAAAAUCUUAGCAGCAAGGUGGCUUUGAAAAAAACUGGCACAAGCAGUACUGACACUGAUUCUUUCAAAACCAAAAAGACUAAAGAGCCUGUAACCCAGAGGGAUACUAAGGAAACUUUCAGACAUCCCCCUAUAACGCCACAUGAAUACAUGCUGUCUUUGUACAGGACUCUCUCAGAUGCAGAAAGAAAAGGUGUUAAUGGAAGUGUAAAACUGGAGGCUGGACUUGCCAAUACAAUAACCAGCUUUAUAGACAAAGGACAAGACGAGCGAGCGCCAACUAUAAGAAAACAGAAGUAUAUUUUUGACAUCAGUGCAUUAGAAAAAGAUGGUUUGCUGGGAGCAGAGCUUCGAAUAUUGAGGAAAAAGCCUUCUGAUACGUGGAAGUCUCAUUCUUCUGGAAAAAAUUCCCAAGUGAAAUUAUUUAGUUGCUCUACAAACAGACAAGCAGCAACACUCCUGGACUCUCGUACUGUCAGUAUCACAGAUACACCAAAGUGGGAAGUGUUUGACAUCUGGAAACUUUUCAGGAACUUUAAAAACUUGGUUAACUUGUGUUUUGAACUGGAAACUUUUGACAGGGGGAGAGCUGUUGAUCUCAGGAGUGUGGGAUUUAAUAGAACAGGAAGACAGGUCAAUGAAAAGGCUCUCUUCUUGGUAUUUGGGAGGACGAAAAAAAGAGACUUAUUUUUCAAUGAAAUCAAAGCUAGAUCUGGACAAGAUGACAAAACUGUUUAUGAGUACUUAUUCAAUCAGAGGCGGAAGAGAAGAGCUCCUUUAGCAACACGGCAAGGGAAGAGGCCCACUAAGAAUCUGAAGGCAAGGUGUAGCAGAAAAGCCCUCCAUGUGAAUUUUAAGGAUAUGGGCUGGGAUGACUGGAUAAUAGCCCCUCUAGAGUAUGAAGCAUAUCACUGCGAAGGGCUUUGUGAAUUCCCCCUUCGAUCCCAUCUGGAGCCCACCAAUCACGCAGUUAUCCAAACAUUAAUGAACUCAAUGGACCCAGAAUCAACACCCCCAACUUGCUGUGUCCCAACCAGGCUGAGUCCUAUUAGCAUUCUUUUCAUUGACUCUGCAAACAAUGUGGUCUACAAGCAGUAUGAGGACAUGGUGGUGGAGUCGUGUGGUUGUAGGUAGCAGAACAGUUGCUCACAUGAAUAUGUUAUGAAAGAUAAUAUGAUACAUUGAACAUAACCUCUCCUCGAACAAGGUUAACUAGAUUUCUUACCUGUAGGGUAAGUAUGUUUACAAGGAUGUAGCAAUAAAUCUAGUGCUUCUAUAUGUUUCUCCACCAUGGGCACAUGUCAGUAGCAUUUGGAUGCUGUCAUGCAACCUGAUGUAAGGCCUUGUGCCGGCGACAUGAGACUGGCUCUAACUGAAGUCCAUGGCAGAGAAUAUUAUACCUCCACACCUCUAGAUUGCCUGCUUUUAGCCUCCAGGCAGUGGGUAAAGAUGGCAUCAGUGAGCUGUGGAUAUGACCUAUUUGAUCCUUUGAACAGUGUUCUUGAGACUGAAUUUGUGUCUGACUCCCAUGUGCUUUGUCCAUUAAGAAAUGUAAGAAAAGUGUCCUGAUGUCUAGAAGAGAAGGUUUUGUUCUGGUGUGCUCCCAUCUUGGUGUAAAUAGUUACACUGUAAUAUGAUUUCUUUCUGAUUAGCUCUUGAAACUAUUCAUAUAUAAAAAAGGAGUCAUUAAAUAUAAUAUGUUGAUUUAGUUUUAAGUUUUACAUGGAGAUAGGUGAUGCAGGAGGUAUUUGCUUCUGUGUAUGUUUUCCUCCAAGCUACAUAUCUUUCUUAAGUAUCCACCUUUCCAUUAUUAUGUAGCAAGAUAUAUUACUCUGUAUAAGGUCCAAGUUGUUCUCAAAUGCUCAUAGUAAAAGUGUUCAAUUAUGGCAUAAGAUGUAAUAAAUUAUUGACACAGUGCUA